AUGGCUGAGCAGGACUUGUCAAAGAUACAUAUUACAUUGGACUCCAAGCUCAUAGACGAGCAUGUUGAUGCUUUUCUUCCAGAUGAGUUAGUAUUCAAAGCUCAAUUAGUACCCAGAAUUAUCCAUGAAAGAGGUCCAUUUGUUGAUAUAAAUGAAUCAGAUUUGAUUAAAGAGAUUGCUAGCUUAAAUGCUCAACAAAAUUCUGAUAAUGAUGUUGAUAUGGACCAAGAUGAUCAUGAUAAUUUAGAAGAAACUCCAGAUGACGAUGAUCAAUUGAUUAAUGUUAAUGAAACUUUCACUAAGAAUAAAAUUGAAGCGUUGAAAUUUAUAUCUACUGCAUUAAAUGAAUCUUCAUUGGCUUUGGAUUUCGUUUCGUUAUUGAUUAGUUGUGUUAGACCUGCUGCUGGUACUAUAUCGAUGUCUCAACAUUUAAAAAAAUUUGUCCCACCAGGUUCUUUGAACUCUGAUAUUGUUAAUCAAGUUACAACUCCACAAGAAAGAGAAUUGAGGAUGAAGAAUGAAAAAAUUAUUGGGCAAGGUUGGAAACUAUCAAGUUUAGAAAGUUCUUCAAAUAAAUUAAGAGAUUCAAGUAUAAGAUUAAGUGAAGAAAUUUUAAAAGAAAAGACCUUUUGGGAUACAAUCAAGAAAAAUUUCAAUAAUAAAGAAAUUUUAUACAAGACAAGAGAUAAAUCUACGGGGAAAAGAAUAUUUGCCGUUAAAUAUGGUUAUGAAGAUUCAGGUUCUACAUAUAAAAUCCAAGGGAAUGCAAUACUUAAAACAACAGAUAAUAAUCAUCGUAUAGAUUUUGUUCCAUUAAAUAGUGUAUCAGGUUCAGAAAAGAAAUUAUUAAGAGUGAGAAUCUUGAAAAAACAGAAUAAUGAUGAUGAGUUUACAAUUUUUGGUGAAUCCAAAAUUGAUGAAAAUUUCUCCCAAGAUGAUUCUAUAAGAUCACAAAUCUCUAAAGCUAGAUAUUUUAUAUUUGAAGAAGAAUUAUUUAAUCAAUUAAUUGAGGAAGCUAAUCAUUUAUUAGCUUUUAAUGUUUCAGUGGAAAAUGAAUCAAAAUUUUCAAUAAAUUUAAUUGAUGAAAUUAUUGAAUUUGAAUAUAUCGAAUUUGAUGAAACUAAAUCUCCAAAUGAACAACCAUCCAAUUUUGAUAAAACUGAAAACUCAAGAGCUGAAUUAAUUACAACUUAUUUAAGAUUAAUGCUUACUAUAAAAUAUAAGAAAAAUUUAGAAUCCAAAAGACAACCAUUAGUUGUUAAAAAUUCAAAUCAAUAUAGAUAUCAAACUACGCCAUCUUCAUUAAUAUUACGUCCACUAAUUGGUCAUUUUAAACAUGAACAAAGUUUGAAAAAAAUUCGUCAUUUAAUUAAAGAUUUGAUUUCAAAUGUUGAUAAUUCUUCAUUCAAAAUUUAUAAAUAUUGUAAUAUAAAAAAGAAAGAAUAUGAAACAGAUUCAUUUAAAAGAAUUUCCAAACCACCUUUAUCAAAAUUCAAACUGCUCAUAGGUGAUUCAUUAACAAUUGAAGUUGUGUUAUCUUCAUUAGAUUACCUAAAUCAAAAAAUUCAUAUAUCGGCUCAUAAAAUUGAGGAUUUAUUUGGUGAAGGUAAGAAAAAAUUAAUUGAUGUUGAUUUUGAAGAUUUAAUACAAGUUGAAGAAUGCUUAGAAUGGAUUAUUGAAGAGUAUAAAAAUCAAGAAUAG
Molecule: messenger RNA, 1701 nt
Organism: Hansenula ciferrii
Lineage: Eukaryota; Fungi; Ascomycota; Saccharomycetes; Phaffomycetales; Wickerhamomycetaceae
Gene: SRB4
Product: Srb4p
Exons: 2
Coding region: 1-1701 (566 amino acids)
Biological process (GO): regulation of transcription by RNA polymerase II
Cellular component (GO): mediator complex; core mediator complex
Molecular function (GO): transcription coregulator activity
Source: RefSeq, a predicted model, not a curated record